Messenger RNA from Thlaspi arvense, 990 nucleotides. NCBI's taxonomy places the organism in Eukaryota, Viridiplantae, Streptophyta, Magnoliopsida, Brassicales, Brassicaceae. The record is from the annotation of a GenBank genome assembly.
AUGAGUUGCGAUGAGAGGCGGACGAUUGACGAGAGUUUGCUUGUGGAUCCGAAAAUGUUGUUCAUCGGCUCCAAAAUCGGGGAAGGGGCUCACGGCAAAGUCUACCAAGGAAGGUACGGGACGCGGAUUGUUGCAAUCAAAGUUCUCCACCGCGGGACCAAGCCAGAUGAGACAUGCUCACUCGAGAGCCGUUUCAUCCGUGAAGUCAAUAUGAUGUCCCGAUUCAUUGGAGCCUGCAAAGAUCCUCUAAUGGUCAUAGUAACAGAGCUGCUCCCAGGGAUGUCACUGCGUAAAUAUCUCAUGAGCAUCCGCCCUGAGCUGCUUGAUCUCCGUCUCGCCCUGAGCUUUGCCCUCGACAUUGCCAGGGCCUUGGACUGCUUACACGCCAAUGGAAUCAUACACCGAGACCUCAAACCUGACAACUUACUGCUGACGGAGAACCACGGAUCCGUGAAGCUUGCUGAUUUUGGGCUUGCUAGGGAAGAAACGGUGACAGAGAUGAUGACCGCGGAGACGGGGACAUACCGUUGGAUGGCUCCUGAGCUCUACAGUACAGUGACGCUGCGCCAAGGAGAGAAGAAGCAUUACAACAACAAAGUAGAUGUCUACAGCUUUGGAAUAGUCCUAUGGGAGCUCCUGACAAAUCGGAUGCCGUUCGAGGGGAUGUCCAACCUGCAAGCCGCCUAUGCAGCAGCUUUCAAGCAGGAGAGGCCGGGAAUGCCAGAGGGAAUAUCUCCGAGCCUCGCGUUCAUAGUGCAAUCGUGUUGGGUGGAGGACCCGAACAUGAGGCCAAGCUUCAGCCAGAUUAUCAGAUUGCUCGACGAGUUCCUCCUUACCCUCUCUCCUCCUCCUCCUCCUCAGCCUCUGCCUGAGACUGAGGCCAGCAGAAGCAACGGCGGAGCCAUCACUGAGUUCUCGAGCCGUGCAAAAGGGAAGUUUGCAUUCAUUCGCCAACUCUUUGCUGCCAAGAGGAACAACAGAAACUCUUAG